Molecule: messenger RNA, 1548 nt
Organism: Peromyscus californicus insignis
Lineage: Eukaryota; Metazoa; Chordata; Mammalia; Rodentia; Cricetidae
Product: cobalamin binding intrinsic factor-like
Exons: 9
Coding region: 244-1491 (415 amino acids)
Biological process (GO): cobalamin transport
Molecular function (GO): cobalamin binding
Source: RefSeq, a predicted model, not a curated record
AUAACAUGGAGGGCCUAUAUGGUAAGUAAACUGAGAUGGGUAAAUGGGAAUGAGAUACAUCAAGGUAGGAGGAGUCAGCAUUGGAAUAAUCACCAUACUCACAUCAUACUCAAGCAAAGUGGCUGGGUCUGGAGCAGACUGUUCUACAAAAAUAAGUGAAACAAGAGAAGGUAGAGGCACACCUCAUUAGCAAAUACUGGUGUUCGUGGAAAGGGAGACGUGGACAGCACAAGACAGCGUGGCAUGGCUUGGAUUACCUUCUACCUUCUAAAUGUUCUCUGGGCUGUGGCAGGAACCAGCACCCAAAACUCUUGCUCUGUCCCCGCAGAACAGCAGCCCUGGGUCAAUGGCCUACAAGUGCUCAUGGAGAAGUCGGUGACAAAGUCAGACUUCACAAAUCCCAGCAUCCUGAUUGCCAUGAACCUGGCCGGUGCCUACAAUCUGGAGGCCCAGAAGCUCCUGACUGACAGGCUCAUGGCCACUGACAGUGCAGACCUGACAAGCGGGCAGCUCGCUCUCACCACUAUGGCGCUCACCUCCUCAUGCCGAGACCCUGGAAAUAAAGUAUCCAUUCUGCAAAAGAAAAUGGAGAACUGGGUACCUCCAAGCCCCGGUGCUGAAGCCUCAGCCUUCUAUGGGCCCAGUCUGGCGAUCCUCGCACUGUGCCAGAAGAACUCAGAGGCAACCUUACCCAUCGCAGUGCGCUUUGCUAAGACCCUGAUGAGGGAGUCUUCUCCCUUCAAUGUGGACACAGGAGCAGUAGCAACCUUGGCCCUGACCUGCAUGUACAACAGGAUUCCUGUAGGUUCUCAGGAAAAUUACAGAGACCUGUUUGGUGAGGCACUGAAGGUUCUUGUGGAUAAUAUCAGCUUGAGGAUCAAAGCUGAUGGCAUCAUCGGAAACAUCUACAGCACCGGCCUUGCCAUGCAGGCUCUGUCUGUGACACCUGAGCAACCUAUCAAGAAAUGGGACUGCCAGAAGACUAUGAAUGUGAUACUCAAUAAGAUUAAGCAGGGGAAAUUUGAAAACCCCAUGUCCAUUGCUCAAAUUCUCCCUUCCUUGAAAGGCAAGACUUACCUAGAUGUGCCCCAAGUAAAUUGUGGUCCUGAUCAUGAGGUGCCACCAACUCCAGCUGACUAUCCUACCCCCGUCCCCACCUCACCAUCUAAUAUUACCGUCAUAUACACCAUAAACAACCAGCUGAAGGGGGUUGAUCAGCUCUUCAGUGAGACUAUCGAGGUUAGUGUGAGGAAUGGAUCUGUGCUACUUGCUGUCCUAGAAGAAGCGCAGCGCAAAAACUCCAUGUUCAAAUUUGAAACCAGAAUGACAUCUUGGGGCCAUUUUGUUACUUCUAUCAACAAUAUUGCUGGAAAUGUUAAUCACAAGACAUACUGGCAGUUCCUUAGUGGCAAAACACCUUUGGAUGAAGGGGUCGAUUAUUAUGUUCCCUCCAACUAUGAGCACAUCACAGCCAACUUCACCCGAUACUGAGGAGGAUCUUCUGCUGAAUGUGACCAAAGGAUGAGUUUUUUUUUUUCAUUUCAUUAC